Messenger RNA from Lethenteron reissneri (Far Eastern brook lamprey), 309 nucleotides. RefSeq lists its product as uncharacterized. The record is from RefSeq and is a predicted model, not a curated record. NCBI's taxonomy places the organism in Eukaryota, Metazoa, Chordata, Hyperoartia, Petromyzontiformes, Petromyzontidae.
GACGCUCUUUGCCAGCGGCCGUGUCGCCUCCAUCAGCUCGCUGGUGGCCAUGGCGACGCUGCUGGUGACGCUGCUGGUGCUGGUGCUGGCGCUGGUGUGCACCGUGCGGAACAGACGGAGCCCCGGCAAUCGUCCCGCGAUGGAGCAGCCAGCGACCGCCCCGAGCCUGCUCCCUGACAGUCCCGGCAGCCACCACCACCACUGCGACCACCACCAUCACCGCCGCUGCGACCACGACCACCACCACCACCAUCACCACGGUGGCGGCGGUGGAGGAGCAGAGCUGGCAACUCUAGAAUCCCGCCCCCG